AUAUCCAAGCCAUUUUUGGGGCCUACAUUAAACAAAGAUGAGUGCUUCUUCCAGAAUACUUUAACUAGAGUGUCCAGGUCAGUUCAAACUUGACCAUGGGAGCCAACACUUCAAGCAAAGCACCAGUGUUUGAUGAAAAUGAAGACGUCAACUUUGACCACUUUGAAAUUUUGCGAGCCAUUGGGAAGGGCAGUUUUGGGAAGGUCUGCAUUGUGCAGAAGAAUGAUACCAAGAAGAUGUACGCCAUGAAGUACAUGAAUAAACAGAAGUGUGUGGAGCGGAAUGAAGUGAGGAAUGUCUUCAAAGAACUCCAGAUCAUGCAGGGCCUAGAACACCCUUUCCUGGUGAACCUGUGGUAUUCCUUCCAAGAUGAAGAAGACAUGUUCAUGGUGGUGGACCUGCUACUUGGUGGGGACCUGCGUUAUCACCUGCAGCAGAAUGUCCACUUCCAGGAGGACACAGUGAAGCUCUUCAUCUGUGAGCUGGCCAUGGCCCUGGACUAUCUGCAGAGCCAGCGCAUCAUUCACAGGGAUAUGAAACCAGACAAUAUUUUACUUGAUGAACAUGGGCAUGUGCACAUCACAGACUUCAACAUUGCUGCCAUGCUGCCCAAGGAGACUAGGAUCACCACCGUAGCUGGCACCAAGCCUUACAUGGCACCCGAGAUGUUCAGCGCUAGGAAGGAAUCGGGUUACUCCUUCGCUGUUGACUGGUGGUCCCUCGGGGUGACGGCUUAUGAACUGCUGAGAGGCCGGAGGCCAUAUCACAUCCGCUCCAGUACUUCCAGCAAGGAAAUUGUCAACAUGUUUGAGACAGCAAUUGUAACUUACCCUUCUGCCUGGUCACCAGAGAUGGUAUCCCUUCUUAAAAAGCUGCUUGAACCUAAUCCAGACCAACGCUUUUCUCACUUGACUGACAUUCAGAAUUUCCCUUAUAUGAGUGACAUGAACUGGGAUGCAGUCCUGCAGAAGAGGCUCAUUCCGGGCUUCGUUCCAACUAAAGGUAGGCUUAAUUGUGACCCAACUUUUGAACUGGAAGAAAUGAUUUUGGAGUCCAAACCUCUUCACAAGAAAAAGAAGCGUCUGGCUAAAAAGGAGAAGGAAAUGAAGAAAUGUGACUCCCCUCAGAUGUGCCUUCUUCAAGAGCAUCUUGACGCUGUUCAGAAGGAAUUUAUAAUUUUCAACAGAGAAAAAGUAAAAAGAGACUUUAAUCAAAGACAAGCAAAUCUAGCCUUGGAGCAAACCAAAAACAACACAGAAGAGGAGGAUGGCCAGAAUAACAACCUAUAAAAUGCUUCCGAGUCUUCGGGGGACAGUGCUUGGCACCUGGCGGGAAACUCCUGAUUACCACUCACCGAAAUGCUGACAGUGGUCCUUGCCACUCCACACCUCACGACUUAGAGAAUGUGAAUGAAUCGUGGCAGUGCUUUGCAGCAACAGGAGGGGAAGAGAGCCCUGGUUCUGAGCUCCUCAGUUCCACAGCCGGAACUCUGUGACCUUAAGCGAAUCAUUUAACUGCUUCUUCUGUUUUAGUUCACCGCUCGAC
Molecule: messenger RNA, 1545 nt
Organism: Rattus rattus (black rat)
Lineage: Eukaryota; Metazoa; Chordata; Mammalia; Rodentia; Muridae
Gene: Stk32a
Product: serine/threonine kinase 32A
Exons: 12
Coding region: 96-1289 (397 amino acids)
Biological process (GO): regulation of signal transduction; G protein-coupled receptor signaling pathway; protein phosphorylation
Molecular function (GO): G protein-coupled receptor binding; ATP binding; G protein-coupled receptor kinase activity
Source: RefSeq, a predicted model, not a curated record